Styela clava is the source of this 685-nucleotide messenger RNA. Its product is annotated as chymotrypsinogen A-like. The record is from RefSeq and is a predicted model, not a curated record. Gene Ontology annotation, biological process: proteolysis. Gene Ontology annotation, molecular function: serine-type endopeptidase activity. Lineage: Eukaryota; Metazoa; Chordata; Ascidiacea; Stolidobranchia; Styelidae.
AACCCAAGCGGUGAUGCAUACUGGCAUUUUUGUGGUGGAUCUGUCAUUUCGCAAAAUUAUAUCAUGACAGCUGCGCAUUGCCAAAAACUGCCGAGCCGCGUGACUGUAUAUGCUGGAUCGGUUGACAAGUUCAAUGGUGGAGAACGAUACACCGUGGAGACAUUUUUGGCACAUCCCAGUUACGACUCCAGUUCUAUAUCUUGGGAUUAUGGCAUCAUUAAACUAGCUGAUCAACUCAAUUUCGGUAAUACGAACAUUGCACCAAUUGCCAUCCCCAGUUUUGAGAGUUCCGAUGCGCAGUUCACUGGAGCCGGUCAUACGUCGGGAUGGGGUUACAUCUACUACGAGGCACAAUCGGACCCGGACAACGAGUUGCCGAACAUGCUUCGAUAUGCAGACAUUUCAAUCUUAUCUGAUACCCAGUGUACUAAUUACUGGGGAACUUCAUACCAGUCAGAAUCCAUGAUCUGUGCAGGAGGCGGGGCUUUAAGUAACCAAGGUGUUUGCAUGGGUGAUUCCGGCGGACCGUUGGUACAAGAAAUCAAUGGCGUGAAAACCUUGGUUGGAGCAACAUCUUGGGCACCUAGCUCAUGCACAACCAAGCUUCCAUGCGGAUGGGCUAAACUUUCCACCGUUCGUACCUGGAUCAUAAAUAACACCGAUCUGCAAUAAUUGCAACUGGGAA